ACUGUGUCAUUGUAAGUAAUAGACAGACACUAGUGUGUUAAGGCGAAGCUUAAUUUGGUCCAAUUAACUCCAGCUGUUAAUGAACUUGCAGUUUUUUUGUCCCCCUCAGUGACUGAGUUGUGUGCUGCUGUAGUGCUGCUUCAGCUCUAAUGCCUGUGAAGGCUUCAAGAAACUUGUGCUGAGUGAAGACUGUGAAGCGGCUCUGCUCCCCUGGAAAGUUGCUGUGCAUGCUCACUCCGCGCUGAGGUGGCGUCUGUGCGGUGAUGGGAGCGGGAAUUUUUAACUGCUGCAUCCCAUAAGUUCAGUGAUUCAUCAGAGGAAGUACGCUUUUAUUUUUAAACUCGGAAAAGAAACGCUGUAACGCAAGGGGGUAAAAAAGUGUUUGAAGAAGUGACUGAAGUGAGUGUGUGUGCGUGACCGCGCCAUGUUAAUGGUCUAACCUAAACUGCGGACAAAAGUGCUCCACGUCAGCGUACUCGGGACGCCGCAGGACCUGAGAACUUGAACCUUCAAGCGCUACCAUGGGCUGCAAUAAGGUGUGCGUGGGUUUGGUCGGCGCGCUUGUCGUCGUCAUGCUGGUGGCGGUGCCAACGGCCAUCUAUGUAAACAGGAACAAUACGGGCCCAAAAAGGACUUUCUCAUUCGAUGACUUUUAUAAUGAUACUAUUAGGUAUCAAACCUAUAGUUUACGGUGGUUUUCAGACACUGAAUAUCUCCACAAAACCAAAGAUGGUAAUGUGUAUCUGCAUAAUGUAGAGACCAUGGCCAGCUCUUUAUAUUUAAGCAACUCAACAUUUGCUCAGGUGGAUGCAACAGAUUACAUUGUGUCUGCUGACAGGAAAUAUGUGUGUUUGGAAAGCAAUUUUUCAAAGCAAUGGAGACAUUCUUUCACAGCCUCAUAUUCUUUAUAUGAUAUGGAGACUAAGGCUUUUAUCACACCUACUUACAUCCCUGAAGUCACCCAGCUAUUACUAUGGGCACCUGUGGGAAACAUGAUAGCCUAUGUGUGGAACUAUGAUAUUUACAUCAAGCCAAAUGCUACUGCUGAGCCCAUACAAGUCACUAAUGAUGGAAAAUUUAAUCAGAUUCUUAAUGGAAUACCAGACUGGUCUUAUGAAGAGGAGGUAUUUGUGUCAAAUGAAGGAAUGUGGUGGUCUCCUAGUGCAAAGUACCUGGCCUAUGUGCAGAUAAAUGACACAGAUGUGCACGCCAUUGAAUACUCUUUGUAUGGAAAUGGGCAGUAUCCCAUCACCAUGGUUGUUCCCUACCCCAAGGCUGGCUCCAAUAUUCCUAAAGCAAAACUGUUUGUAAUUGAUGUGUCAAAUCCUUCUGUUCGUUCAGAGAUAGUGGUGCCCAAAUCCCUAAGGGCAGGUGAUCACUACCUGAGUUCAGUAACAUGGGUAACUGAUAUGCGGAUUGCAGUGCAGUGGCUAACACGCAGGCAAGACCACGUUCUCCUUCAGAUAUAUGACUAUGAUGGGACCAACUGGAAUGAAAAUACGAAAUUUGAGCAGAAGAGCAAAACUGGCUGGGUUGGUCGGUACAAUCCUUUACAUCCUUACUUUGCUGCAGACAACAGCAGUUUUUACAAGGUGAUGAGUGAUGUAAACGGCUACAAACAUCUCCACUAUGUGAAGGAUGGCAAAGCAGUAGCAGUAACCUCAGGCAAAUGGGAAGUAAUCUAUAUAUCAAAAUUAACGAAGGAUGCCAUCUACUAUGUUAGUAAUGAGCAUAUGGGAAGACCAGGCCAGCGAAACCUUUAUAAGAUAUCCUUCAGUACUAGUCACAUUCACUCUGCCCCUGAAUGCCUCACCUGCUUACUCUAUGAAGACAGGUGUCAGUUCAAUUCAGGGUAUUUCAGCCAAAACGCCUCUUACUUUCGCAUGGACUGCUAUGGCCCGGGACUGCCCAUGUUUACAAUCAUGGACAAUCGAGGACCUCGCAAAGAAAUCCAGGUGCUUGAAGAUAACAAAAAACUGGAACAAAUUUUGCAGACAGAGCUUCAAAUGCCAACAAUAAAACGUGCCACAUUAAAUAUAGCAGGGUUUGAUUUUUGGUACCAGAUGAUGUUCCCUUCUGAUUUUGAUGCCACUAAAAAAUACCCUCUCUUCAUUCAAGUGUAUGCUGGUCCAGGGAGUCAAUAUGUUGACUAUAAAUUCAGGCUGGAGUGGGCCACGUACCUCUGCAGUACAGAGAAAGCCGUUAUUGCUAGCUUUGAUGGAAGAGGAAGCGGUUACCAAGGCGAUGAAAUAAUGCACGCCAUCUACGAGCGGCUGGGCACAUAUGAAGUGGAAGAUCAGAUCUCGGCUGUGAGGAAAUUCAUUGAUAUGGGUUUCAUAGACAAAGACCGAAUAGGAAUGUGGGGAUGGUCAUAUGGAGGCUACGUGACCUCAAUGGCUCUUGGCUCAGGGAGCGGCCUGAUCAAAUGUGGAAUUGCUGUAGCUCCUGUUUCCAAGUGGGAAUAUUAUGAUGCUGUCUACACUGAGAGGUACAUGCAUCGCCCCGAAGAGAACUUAGACAGCUACAAUAAUUCCACAGUAACUGGCAGAGCAAAGAAUUUUAAAUCGGUGGAGUACUUGCUGGUGCAUGGCACUGCAGAUGAUAAUGUCCAUUUCCAGCAAGCUGCUCAGAUUUCCAAAGCCCUGGUGGAACAGCAAGUAGACUUUGAUGCAAUGUGGUACACAGACAAAGACCACAGUCUGUCUGGCAAGGCCCGCUACCACCUUUACACACACCUUAAUCACUUUCUUCAGAAGUGCUUUUCUAAAAAGAAAUAAAUAAUUGCCUGUACUGCCAGAAAUCUGUAUUGAAACAAAAACUGUACAACAAAUCUGUAUAUAAAUGAUGUUGAAAUGUUAACAAACUGAUACUUUGAUUAUUGUUUUAUUUCAGUUUUAUAUACUGAAUCUUUCUUUUACUCUUCUCGUUUUUAUUGCUACGCUUUAUGCUUUGUUGAUCAAACAAAAUAUGACGUGUUUACUUUUUGCAUGUCUUUUUUAUAAUUUGUAUAAAAUAUUAUGGGUCUACAGUAAAUGUGACACUGAUUGUUAUGCCUAUUCUUUUUGAAGGAUUACUUGCACUGAAUUCAUGUGUAUCCUGAAGCCUUCAGCAUGAUUUUCAAUGGAAAAAAGAUGUGCUAUUGGAAAGCAAAGUGUAACUUAGUGUUUGACUGCAAAUAUUCAAAUAAAUAAUACAAAAACAA
Messenger RNA from Silurus meridionalis, 3202 nucleotides. RefSeq names its product fibroblast activation protein, alpha. Gene Ontology annotation, molecular function: dipeptidyl-peptidase activity; serine-type endopeptidase activity. Bases 522 to 2777 code for a protein of 751 amino acids. The transcript has 26 exons. Gene Ontology annotation, biological process: proteolysis. Lineage: Eukaryota; Metazoa; Chordata; Actinopteri; Siluriformes; Siluridae. The record is from RefSeq and is a predicted model, not a curated record.